This is a messenger RNA of Mytilinidion resinicola, 1167 nucleotides long. RefSeq lists its product as uncharacterized. Lineage: Eukaryota; Fungi; Ascomycota; Dothideomycetes; Mytilinidiales; Mytilinidiaceae. The transcript has 3 exons. The record is from RefSeq and is a predicted model, not a curated record. The coding region runs from base 1 to 1167 and encodes 388 amino acids.
AUGAGCCCGAAAAGUCCAUUCGGGAGCCAUCCCGGCAUGCUGCCGAGGUUCAGCUCGACACGAAAUCCGGGUGAUUCAAGAGCAUCCACGGCCGCCACAGAUCCAGCAGACUUGACAGUGGACGAAGAAUCCCCUGUUAUACCCCACCCAGUGGGUAAUGACGAAGAGAACCUCCCUAGUCCGCAGCCGCGGAGUUAUGCGAAGAAAAGUCGCAAUUCAUAUUACAUUCAUAAAGAAAAAGACAGCACCACAAAGACUACGAGCUCAAAACGUUCUGCAACAGCCGAAGAUCUCCCUCGACGUAAAUUAGCGAAACGAAGCAGAACCUCCCACUUUGAGUCCGACGAUGACGAUUUGUAUUCGGAUCUUUCAGCUGCGGCCCCAUUAGCAUCAACAUAUGAAGGUCGCACAACGGGUCGCGACAGGAAAGGCCCAACAAAUUAUUAUGCAACAGAAGCGGAAAAGCGAUUGAUCGAGGCCAUCGAGUCUCAGAGGUCUGGCAGAACAGUUGACGACGACGUGAUUGAAAGUCAAGAGAAACCACUGCCAAUGACGUCGCGCUAUGCUAUAGACCUGUGGUCACAGGACUCCGUGAUAGAUCGAGGGAUUCCAGCGGGUGAAACUUCCGCAAAGGCCCAACCCACUCCUCUAUCCCAUGUGGAGGACGAGUGGAUGACUGCUACUCGCCCGCCUGCGGCACUACGUCCCACUACUCUAGCACCCGUAGAGGAACGUCAAAGCAGUGGCACAAGAACCCACCAAGCCACUCCCACAACACCUCGCCUUCCAAGACCAAAGCUCAACUACUCCUAUAGCAUCAUCUUCUCCCGCACUCCAGUACUGUCGACCAAGAACUGGUAUCCACAAGGCAGCUUCCAAGACAAGACCCUGGCCCAAGUUUUCCUUGACUUGGAGCUCGACGUGAAUGUUCGUGGCGUGGUCUUCACGCUCGAAGGACCUGAUCUCCGCUACGAGGGGGGUCUAAUCGACCGAGGCGACGAGACGAAGUUCCAAGUCAUGAAAAGGAACCUCACUAGGUGGAUCAACAUAUGCAGUGAUAGUCACCGGGGUACUAGCGAGCCUCUAGAUCUCUUUAUCGAUAUCGAAAUUCUAAGAGACGAGGAGGAGGGUCUGCAUGUAGAUGAAGAGGAUGCGGAAAUUUGGUGA